AAAUUCAGAAGAGCGGUUUUUGAGAAUUUUGGUUAAGGGAAGAGGAGCAUGUGAGAGCAUUUGAUUCUAAACAGUCAAACUUGAAAACAAAACUCCUUCGCCGGCAACAAUGGCGAAACUCGCACUUUUCUUCUUUCUUUCCUCUCUCAUCUUCUCUUCCUCCCUUUCUUUCCAAUCAGACGAGCUCCUCGUCGACGACGAUGAGUUUGGUCUCGAAGGAGCAAAACCCCAAUCUACCGAGCUAUACACUUCUUCUUCUCCCUCGUCUUCUUCUCCGCAACACCAACAGACUCCGACUAUCCGGAAAAGGUAUUCGGAUCCAGAUUUGGAUUCCAAAGUCCAAUUCACUCUCGAACAUGCCUUCGGAGACUCUGAUUUCUCCAUCGCCGGCACUUUCUCAGCUCGUCUCAAGACAUGGAGCCAUGGCGGAAAGACAUUAACAAAGCUAAGGUUCUCAAGGAAUGGUUUCUCUGCUGAAGAGAAAGAUACAUUCAAAAAUCUGCUGAAAGGAGAUGACUUUUAUAGGAUUAGAGUUCCAUCUAAUGUGAUCAGUCCACCAGGGAAAAAGUUUGUGGUUGCAUCAGUGAGAGCUAGAUGUCUACCACGGGAUGGCUUGGAUGAGCAUUUCGUUAUACACAUGGAAGGUGCCAACAUCUUGGCAGUUAGUUAUGGUUCUCUUGGGGCGUGUCAAUAUCCUCGACAGUUCAAACUUCCAGCAAAAUGGUCUUUCAACUCCCACACAAUUCUGAAGAGUAGUGAGCAAGCACCAAGAACCCCAAUAUUCACUGAGGAGAUUCUAGGAAGCGAGAAUGCCGAGGGCGAAGUUGAACCACCACCAGAGAAAUCAUUUUGGGCGAAAUAUUGGAUGUACUUGAUACCAUUGGGACUCGUAGUGAUGAACGCCGUGACACAAGCAACAAAUAUGGCUGACGAACAAACGGGUGGACUAGCAGGAGGCACACAAGUGCAGCAAGCAGCCAGGAGAAGAUGAUUCCACUUUCACUUCACGCAACGCAAUCAAAGCUGAAUGCAACUAGUAAGAGAUGAAGAUUCAACAGAUCUAUGUGUUAUAGCAGUGUCUUCAUGUAAACCAUAUAUUCAUCAUAUAGUUUUAUGUAACCUUUAGAUUUAACUCUCCAUCUUUUUGUUUGUCCGCAACAAAUGGGAAAUCAAAAAUAUCUGAACUUGAUAUCUUAA
Eutrema salsugineum is the source of this 1197-nucleotide messenger RNA. RefSeq names its product ER membrane protein complex subunit 10. NCBI's taxonomy places the organism in Eukaryota, Viridiplantae, Streptophyta, Magnoliopsida, Brassicales, Brassicaceae. The coding region runs from base 110 to 991 and encodes 293 amino acids. The record is from RefSeq and is a predicted model, not a curated record. The transcript has 9 exons.